AUGGCGACAAUAGUGGUGAUGGUGGCGGCAAACUUGAUGCUCGCUCAUCUUGGGGUCUCGCAACAAACACUAUGCGGAGGAAAUAUUUCCGACCUUAGAAAACAAUGCUCCAAGUUCGUUGAAAAUCCUAAUUUGAAUCCGUCACAAGAGUGUUGUAGCGCAGUGAACAAAUUUGACAUCCGUUGUGCUUGCAAUUUUGUUACUCCCAUUGUGACAAAGCUGGUUAACAUGACGAAUGCCGUUAUUGUAGCAAGAAAAUGUGGUCUCACAAUUCAACCAGGCUUCAAAUGUGGAAGCUACACAGUUCCUGAUCAUCCACCAAACUGGAAGAUAUAA
Molecule: messenger RNA, 336 nt
Organism: Pistacia vera
Lineage: Eukaryota; Viridiplantae; Streptophyta; Magnoliopsida; Sapindales; Anacardiaceae
Exons: 2
Coding region: 1-336 (111 amino acids)
Source: RefSeq, a predicted model, not a curated record